AUGGAAUAUGCUGACGGCGGUGCGCUUAAAAACCAUUUGAAGGAAAAUUUCGAUAAGCUUGCUUGGGGAGAUAAAUACAACUUGGCAUUUCAGUUGUCUUGUGCUGUAUUGUGUUUACAUAACGAAGGAAUUGUGCAUCGUGAUUUGCAUUCCGGCAAUGUAUUAAUUCAUCAAGGUGUCAUUAAACUAGCUGACUUUGGAUUAUCGAAAAGAAUUGAAGCGACAACUAAUCAGUCAAAAACUUUUGGAGUAAUUCCUUAUGUUGACCCAAAAAUUUUUUGCAGACGAAGAAAUGACAAUACAUCACCACAAUUCAAACUCAACGAAAAAAGCGACGUUUACAGCGUUGGCGUUCUCAUGUGGGAGAUGUCGAGCGGUCGACCUCCUUUUUAUAUUAAGAAUGAAGAAUACGACCUAAGUUUAGCUAUCGAAAUUUUGGGAGGACUUAGAGAAACGAUCAUUCCUGGCACACCCGAAGAUUAUGUGAAGAUCUACACUGGGUGCUGGGAUAAUGAGCCAGAUAAUCGUCCAUCAAUGAAUCAAGUAGUUGAUAAAUUAAAUGCAAUUGAGAAAAUUCUCAAAUUAUUCGAUUUGAUCAAAUGA
This is a messenger RNA of Funneliformis geosporum, 603 nucleotides long. NCBI's taxonomy places the organism in Eukaryota, Fungi, Glomeromycota, Glomeromycetes, Glomerales, Glomeraceae. The record is from the annotation of a GenBank genome assembly.